AUGGAGGUGCACCAACUAUGGAAAGUCACUGAUGGGUACCAACUAGCAUUGAAGAUUGAAACCCAACUCACUCGUCGUGCGACAAAGAAAUUUGUUGAUGUACGCAACUUUUAUCCUCUUCCAAGGUUUGCUCCAAAGUCAGCCACUAAUCAUAACUACUGUAACCCGGGUGCUUGCUUCAAGUAUGGUAAACCUGGUCAUCGCUUCGCUAAUUAUCCUAGGAGGCAAGUAGAUGCACGAGUGAAUUAUGUAGCAGAAGAAGGUGAACCUAGUCAUCGCAUGAUGUUCAUGUAUUUCUGGGUUUAUUUUCUUGCGGUUGACUAG
Messenger RNA from Prunus armeniaca (apricot), 324 nucleotides. The record is from the annotation of a GenBank genome assembly. Lineage: Eukaryota; Viridiplantae; Streptophyta; Magnoliopsida; Rosales; Rosaceae.